AUAGUGCACGUUUGAAGAGGUGGAAAUUAUUUUGGAUCAAUAAAAAAAAAAAUCUCAUCAUGAAGAUAUUAUGCAGUUUGAUGGGGAUUUUAAUCCUUCGACAAGCUAUCGCCGGAAUCGUUAGGAAACCGCCGGCAUUUUCAACACCAAUAUACUCGAAUUCGUAUCUCCCUGCCGCCAUGCAGGUAAUUUUUCACACGGUUGAGCAAUUGAAAUUACUCCAAACGGAAGAAAUAUUGCAAGAAUCGUUAGUAACUAACCCGACAUCGGCAACUCAAUCAAUGAUAUAUCAACAAUCGCAAUCGACGAUACCCGUGGAGACUUCCAUGAUUACAACUGCUACAACCACAAAAGUAUACGAUGAGAAAAUAGAAACUCCCGAAAUAAUAGCCUCGAUUCCGGUGAGUCAGACAUCGAGUCAAGGAUCAUCCGAGAUUUACGAUGAUCUUACAGAAGCGACUCAACACGCGGAAACUUUGACUUUAAGUGGUUUGGUUGACCAUGAAGAAUUACCUGAAAUAAACGAAGAGAUGGCUGAAAUGAACUAUGAAUCACCGGCCACACCGGAAACGAAUCACGAAUUACCGGAGCCGGUGCAGGAGACCCAAGAAUCGAAUCAGGAGCUUCCAGAGAAGAGCGAAGAAUUCUCGCAACAGCAAUCGACACAAACUUCUAUCACAAAAGCUAUGGAUGGCCAGAUAAAGAAAAAACCGACCGUUGAUAGCGUUGUGGACGAAAUUUAUGGAAUCGUAAAAACGAGCACUUCCCCAUUCAGCGAGGAAUCGGAUAUUACCGGCGAAUCGAAAAGUGCGACAGGAAUUUCAAUCGAGAAGAUGGAGACUAUUGAGGAUGAAGAAGAAGAAACGAGGUUCACUCUGUUGGGUGAGAAAGUGUCUCAAGUACCGCGGCCAAGUUUGAACAGCUACUUAAAGCGUGCCAAAGUGCCAGUCAGACCGGCUCUUCAACAACUGGCGAAUCUUUAUGACGUUCUCAGCAAGGACGCGCGAAAGCAAGGAUUCGCGCGUUUUGCCGGUUAUUCGGACGAAAUUCUGAAGAAUCUGCAUUCAUCAGCCGAGGGUGGUGUCGGAUCACAGCUGAAGAAGCUCCUAGAAAAAGUAAUAGAGCGGAACGAGCUCACCAGAGAUGACGCAAAAAUAAAGACAUCGCAAACGCUGCGUGAUCUCGACGAUCCUGCCAGCGCGCUCAACAAGGAUUUGAGACGCCUGUUACCUUUACGUUAUAUGCCCUGAUUCCCCUUGACAGAAGAAUUUCUUUGUAAUUCUUGUUUCUCUUCAAGAAAUAGAGAUAUAAAUAAUUUUCUUGCAACGUAAUUUAUUUUGUUUAUAAAGAAAUAAUUCUUAUAUUCUUUACAUCCUUAUGUAUCAUUAAAAAAUAUUAUAAUAAUGAAUCUUUGGGCUUCAAAAGCUCUGUUUCAGCAAUUCAAGAGAUACGGAAAUGCAUAUAUGGCUUAUUAAGAAUUAUUUU
Molecule: messenger RNA, 1485 nt
Organism: Formica exsecta
Lineage: Eukaryota; Metazoa; Arthropoda; Insecta; Hymenoptera; Formicidae
Gene: ImpE3
Exons: 4
Coding region: 60-1250 (396 amino acids)
Source: RefSeq, a predicted model, not a curated record